AUGGCGCCCAUCCCAGUGACAAUUGUCACGGGCUUCCUCGGCUCCGGCAAAACAACUCUCCUCCUAAACCUCAUCCCGCAACUGCCCAAAACCUACAAACUCGCCCUUCUCAAAAACGAAUACGGCGACGUCGCAGUCGACUCCCAACUCGCCUCAGCACAAUCAAUCUCCGGCGUCCGCGAACUCCUCAAUGGCUGCAUCUGUUGUAAUCUUGUAGGCCAACUCAGCGACGCGCUCCAACAACUCCGCGACACCGUCAGCCCAGAUCGCAUCGUGAUUGAAACCAGCGGGAGCGCAUUUCCCGCCACACUCGCGAUGGAAGUGAACCGGCUUUCGCGCGAGGGAGAAGGCGAGUUUAUUCUCGACGGCGUCAUUAGUGUGAUUGAUGUUGAGAAUUGGGAGGGGUAUGAGGAUACGUCGUAUACGGCAAAGAUUCAGGCGAAGUAUACGGAUCUGAUUAUCUUUAAUAAAUGGGAGUCUGUUCCUGAGGAGCGGUUUGAUAUUUGCCUUGAUCGAGUUGGUGAUUUGGGGAUUGAGACGCCGUGGGUCAAGUCGGAUAAGGGAAGUGUGGAUAAGGAGGUUUUGCUUGGGAUUGAUGGGGCGUUGUUUGCGAAGGAGGAAUAUGAGCAUGCGCAUGAGCAUGGACACGGCGAUCAUGAGCAUAAGCAUGAUCAUCAGUCGGAGGUUGAGGUUUUGAGUGUGGUGUUGAAGGGGAAGGGGGUUGAUGUCGAAAAGCUUGAGGGACUUCUUGCGAUGGCGCCGAGAGAGGAGGUUUAUCGCAUUAAGGGCAUUUUCAGGGCGGAUGCGCAGAAGCCGCCAGCAGAGACUUCGGAUGACCUUCAGAAGAGGGUUCAGGGAGAUGGAGUGCAUUACUACAUUCUGAAUGGGGCGUUUGGUCGUUGGACUUGCACGCCAUCCAGUGUUGUUGCUGAGUCGGCGGAUGAGAGUGUUGCGGCGCGUCUGACGUUCAUUCUAGCACGCUACGAGUCGACCAAGUGGAAGAAGAAGUUGGAGGCUGGAGGCCUGUUGCAAACCACGGAAGUGGCCGAGGGGCAGUUGACGGUUGAGCGGUUGGUGUAA
Molecule: messenger RNA, 1080 nt
Organism: Penicillium atrosanguineum
Lineage: Eukaryota; Fungi; Ascomycota; Eurotiomycetes; Eurotiales; Aspergillaceae
Product: CobW-like GTP-binding protein
Exons: 1
Coding region: 1-1080 (359 amino acids)
Cellular component (GO): cytoplasm
Source: RefSeq, a predicted model, not a curated record